Messenger RNA from Endocarpon pusillum Z07020, 897 nucleotides. RefSeq lists its product as uncharacterized. Bases 1 to 897 code for a protein of 298 amino acids. Lineage: Eukaryota; Fungi; Ascomycota; Eurotiomycetes; Verrucariales; Verrucariaceae. The transcript has 2 exons. The record is from RefSeq and is a predicted model, not a curated record.
AUGGACAAGUCUCCAGUGAAGAAAAACCCUAGAGGCGCUUUCCUGAGCGGCAUCUGGCAUUUCUAUACCUGUCAAAAAUCUCAGCCAAAGCGAUGCAAGUUCUUCUUGUGGGACGAUGAUGCAAAAGUGCGCGAGGAGGCCACCGUCCUAAACAACUCUCGAUCCGAGGCGGGCCCCAAGACGCCUAUGAAGCCUGUGCAAGCACCACGACAACACGCAACUACACGCACCCCGCCAGCGCAAAGAAGUCACCACAGCGUGAUGACUCCUACAAGCACCGUCAGACCACUCUCUAUUGCCAGUGACGAAACCGAUUUUGAAUGGUCAGCAAGCAACGAGAAAGCUUUGUUGAAGAUGGCUCAAACACCAGCCAUGGUGCCACCUGAAACGCCUCGUAAGACACCUCGAACAGCUCAAUUCACCUCGCCGGGCAAGAGGAAUCACUGUGAGAUGCUAGGGAGCGUUUCAGGGUUGUCUACUUCUGUGUGUACCGAUGACGUAUUCAAUACCCCACGAUCAUCACAAGAUGUGUGCGGACUGCUAUCACCAGUUGAAACUCCUUCGCGAGAGAAGCUACAGAGAGGCGUGCAUUGCCCGACCGAGUCUGACUUGGCAGCAGACGUUCUUCGCAUACUGGAGGGAGUCAAAUUAUCCAAUGAGAUGGAGCAGAAGCUGGUGGAGUUGCUAAACAAGCAUGAUUUGAGAACUCAAGGCAUUGCGAAGGGACGAGACGUUACGAGGUUAGCUCUGGGCAGUAAAGAGAGGAAGAUUGCCGAGCUUGAAGCAAGAAUUGCUGGCUUGGAAGGCGAACGAGAAACGAACAAAGCCGUCAUUGCACACCUGAAAAGGAAUAUUGUCCAGACGAGCCCAAGCAAGAGCAGGAAAUCUCGAGGCUAG